CACAGAAGGCCGAUGGAGGAAGCAGGAAGUGCGUCUAACCCAGAACAACCAGAGCACAUAAACAAUACACAAAGAAACAGGGCAAGAAGUCAAACACAAAGUUUCACACAUUAAUCAGCAAUGGCCGGCAUUAAAGCGCUGGUCGGUUUGUCCUUCAGUGGGGCCAUUGGACUUACAUUUCUUCUUCUGGGCUGUGCACUGGAGCAGUACGGGGUAUACUGGCCGUUGUUUGUCCUGAUAUUCUACAUAUUGAGCCCCAUCCCGACCUUCAUAUCCAGACGCCUCAGUGAUGACACUGACUCCUCCAGCAACGCGUGCAGAGAGCUGGCCUACUUCUUAACAACUGGCAUCGUGGUAUCGUCUUUUGGGCUUCCCAUUGUGCUAGCCCGCACCAGCACAAUCCAGUGGGGUGCCUGCGGUCUGGUGAUGACAGGAAACGCUGUCAUCUUCCUCACCAUCCUUGGCUUCUUUUUCGUGUUCGGAGGCGGGGAUGACUUCAGCUGGGAGCAGUGGUAGAGUGCCCUCAGACGGUGGACAGAUAGAAGGACAGAUGGAUGGAUGGAUGGGUGGGUAGGUGGAUAGUUGAAUGGAUAGACUGCAGACUGAGGGGCACGUGUGUCCUGCAUUCAAUAGGGGAUGCAGGGUAGGCUGCAAAAUGUCAAAAUUACUGGGCAAGUUUUCAGGCCGAUUUUUUUUAUAUUAAAGGGUAUGAGAAAACACUAUGUACCCUAUUAAUGUGCCUUAUGUCUGGGACCAGAGAGACACUGAUGCCUAUCCACCUUAACCCAUAUAUUUUAGCUUGUCUCGCCUUUGUUUCAACCCCCCAAAUCAACCUUCUCAUUGCAGCUGCGUGCUAUUUCCUUAUGCUUCAGUUAAUCAAUAUCAAUAAGGGAUCCUAAAGGGUAACUUUAUUGUAAUGUUCACGGCAAUGCUCACUGCCUUAUCUGUCCUCGUUGUUCAAAGGGGGAAGUGGCUAUACCGAAUUAUGGCUUGCUUAUUAUGAGCACUGUUUGCUCUUUAACGUGUGAAGGCAGGGCAAAGUUAUCUUAAUCCAUGCUAUCUGACAACUAGUUGUAGGAUUCCUAAUCAGGUAAAGAUAUAUUUGUAUGGAGAUGAUGUGCUUUUUUUGUUUUCAUUUUUCUACAAGGCUUUAAAGCCUUACUUUUUUGUUCUGGUGCAAUUGUUUACAUUCUCACCAAAGAUCAUUUUAGAGUGCAAAAAUGGAGCGUCUGAGCUGUGGAUUUUAUGGAUCUGUGCUAUGCAGCAAUAUGAUUUUCAAAAGCAAGCGGAGGCAUCUGGAGAAAGCACUGUUUAGUGAGAAUUGUACAUCUAAGUUGUACAAUUCACCCUUCGCUAAGCCCCUCCCCCCUUGGUUACUGUUGCUAGGCCUGUCAAGCUUUUGCACCCGGCAUGUCAUUAUGGCGUUUUCAAUGAUAUCAGUGAGAGAUAUUCCAAAGGAACUAAUGGCAGAUUUCUGUAAUAAUUGUUCUGAAAUAUCAGAGAGAAGUAGACAGAAUGGAUUACAAUAUGAAUUUGAGUGCUACAUUCACAAUAUAGGCCACUAAAAUCAAGGCACCCCACGCAACUCACGUGAAGGACAAACAUAUACAGGAACAACAAUGUUCCUGCACAACAGGGUAAGUCAAUAUAUUGUUAUUUAAAGCUAAGUUAAUGUUUAGUUAUGACUCCCUAUAGCUUUCAUUAUAAAAUAUAAAUCCAUUUAUAUCCAUUUGUUUAAAGUGGGCGAGGAUAUUGCUCACACGUGUGGGCUUGAUCCAUCCACUAGAUCUCACAAAUCAAUAAUAAUUCAUAUUCAACCGUCUUUGUUUGCUAACAUGCACAAUGUUAUUAACGUUGCUUGUCUUGCAUUUUUGGCUUCUGAAAAGUGAAAAAAUACGACACUCCCUUCUAAACUUUGAGGAUAUCUGCUGUCAGACUUGCAGGUUCAAUACACACCGCUGAAAGCUUGACAGACCUGUGCCUAGUUACGGUUGCUAACGUAUGAUUGGACAGUGGCCGUUCUAGGGAGGGGCUUAGCAGGCCAGAGAAAGCACCCAUAUCUAUUUUAUAUUCCUGCAGACGACAAAGAAAUUCAUACUGUCGACAAGGGCAUGAUAUUAAUUUGUGAAUUAUAUUUUUACAUGUUGAGUGGUAAAUACGGGAGAUGUAUGUUUUAGGGCUUUACCUGCAAACUCACUCAUGCAUUCAAGUGCCUGUCAUCCACAGCGUAUAUAUUUUGAUUAAUAGAGAAAUCACUGUGAUUCAUUUUUGAGUCAGGUUUUUGUGUUUCGUCAUCAGGGGCCAUUGACAUUUGUAAUCGUGAAUCAAUAUUACAUCUUUAUGUUGUAUUUCAUCAUUGUCAGUAACUGACUAUCAAUGAGGUUCUGAAGUUUGUAUGAUUAGCCCAUGGAGACUAUCACUGAAAAUUCUAGUGAGUGUCUUAUAUAUAUAUACUGUAUAUAUAUAUAAUUUCUGAUUUCCUAAAUCCUUAACUGCUUUUCAACGUAAAUAUUAUACUGUAUGUCUCACAACUGACAUGUUCAAUAAAGAACGCUUGUUCUUUCUAUUGUGACUCCCAUACCCACACUAACGAGCGCUGAAGAGCCCUCAACGGUUGUUUUAUAAGCUCCUGACUGCAUUUUGGUUUCUAACAUUGAUUAAAUCUCUCUGUAUAGUGAAA
Messenger RNA from Sebastes umbrosus (honeycomb rockfish), 2680 nucleotides. Its product is annotated as leptin receptor gene-related protein. The coding region runs from base 121 to 516 and encodes 131 amino acids. NCBI's taxonomy places the organism in Eukaryota, Metazoa, Chordata, Actinopteri, Perciformes, Sebastidae. Gene Ontology annotation, cellular component: endosome. Gene Ontology annotation, biological process: negative regulation of growth hormone receptor signaling pathway; late endosome to vacuole transport via multivesicular body sorting pathway. The record is from RefSeq and is a predicted model, not a curated record. The transcript is spliced from 4 exons.